AAGUCAUAAGUAUUUUUUUAUUUCGAGGUUGUUUUAAUAGUAUUAUUUUUUCUUAAUACGUUUACGCGACUUAAAAAUAACUUGAGUACUCUAAUAUAUAAAAUAUAAUGAAUCAUAUCAUGUAAUAAAUGAACUUUGUCGUUGAAUCCCUGUGUUAUGGAACUUCGUAAUGGAUAACGUAACAGAAAAAUUACUCCAAUGUUUUGGUCACAGAAAGUUCAAAAGUGAACUUCAAGAAAGGGCUGUAAGGGCAAUCGCAAGAGGUGUUCAUGAUGUAUAUGUUUCAAUGCCCACUGGUUCAGGGAAGUCUUUAUGCUUCCAAUUACCGGCCAUGUUGCAGGACAAUAAAGUGGCCAUUGUAUUUUCGCCCUUGUUAGCUUUAAUAAAAGAUCAGAUUGAUCACUUAACAAAGUUUAAGAUCCCAGCAGAAUCAAUAAACUCUAAAAUGACAUCAAAAGAUAGGGAUAGAGUUUUAAAUGAUUUACACAGCAUGAAACCAAGUACCAGAUUUUUAUAUGUAACACCUGAACAAGCAGCUACUGGUACUUUUAAAGCCCUCAUAGAGCAUCUAGUCAAGUAUAAAAAAGUUUCAUACAUAGUAGUAGAUGAGGCCCACUGUGUCAGUGAAUGGGGUCAUGAUUUCCGACCUGACUAUUUAAAAUUAGGCAAUUUACGAGAAAAGUAUAAGAGCAUUCCAUGGGUUGCUCUCACUGCUACUGCAAGUGCCGAAGUAACAAAAGAUAUAAUGGCGAACCUUAAGUUUUUGCAGCCGGUAGCACAAUACAAAACACCUAGUUUUAGACGGAAUCUAUACUAUGAUGUUGUGUAUCAAAAUUGUAUACAGGAUGAAAUCGGAGAUUUGGUAGAGUUUCUAAAGAAAAAUUUAAAAGAUGAUGACACUGUCAAAUUGAAAGAAAAAAGCGCAGCCAUUGUAUAUUGUCGAACACGGGAACAAACAGAAGAUAUUUCGAGCAUGUUAACGAAAAGAGGCUUUAAGUCAUUAGCUUAUCAUGGAGGAUUAAAAACGUCAGAACGCAUAUCAGUUCAAGAGCAAUGGUCAAAUGGUGAAUGUCCUUGCGUGUGUGCUACUGUAUCCUUCGGAAUGGGUGUGGAUAAGGCAACAGUACGUGUUGUGGUCCAUUGGGGUCUGCCGCAGAAUGUUGCUGCUUACUAUCAAGAGUCAGGAAGAGCAGGGCGAGACGGCAAACCAGCAUUUUGCCGGAUUUACUACUGUCGAAGUGAACGAAAUGCUGUAGAUUUUUUACUUAAAUCGGAAAUGGGUCGCUCCAAGACGCCCGAGCAGAAACAGAGAUGUAAAAAUGCUUAUAAGAGUUUCGAAAUCAUGGUGAAAUAUUGCGAGGAAGUAAGAUGCCGUCACAAAACAUUCGCGGACUACUUCGGCGAGGAGGCGCCCAAGUGCGUGGCGCGCUGCGACGCGUGCGCCGACCCGCGCGGCGUGCAGCGCGCGCUGGAGCAACACCUGCGCCGCGCCAUGAGCGCCACGCUGGGCCAGCGCGGCCUCGUCACGCACAGCGACUCCUCCGACCUGUACGGCGAGGGCCGCCUGGGGCAGAUGAGGGAGGCGGAAUCGUAUUAUGGUGAUAAAAGUGGGGAAGACUCGGACGACGAGAGUAGUCGACGCCGCGUUGCGCAAGAAACUAAGUCACUCAUUUUGCAAGAGUUUGCCAAAAGAAAGAAGGAUAUUGAGAAAAAUAAAAAUACCGACACUGAAGCCGCAAAAUACUCCAAAUGCAAAGCGGCCGACAGUACGGUAACGAAAGUUAAUGGAUUAACAGUAGCAGCACGUGAGAGUUAUCUUGCACUACUAACGGAUGCCUUAAGAAACAACCUUAAAAAUACAAAAGGUGUUGAUAAAACGGAAAAACAUCUCUCUGGGCGCGAUGUUGAACAAUGCGCAAUAGAGAUGGAAUAUGACGCAUUUUCAAGUAGUACUGUUGCUAGUCUGUACAGGCGAGCAAUGGCAAAAGUGAUAUCGUCUGUUAAAUCUUGUAAGGAGAGUUUGUAUCCAGACCUUAAAAAUUUUGAACCCAAAAAAAGUAACACACUUGGCGAAUUUAUAAAGGACUUCGAAAAGAGUCGCGUUGAUCAAAAAUAUCACGGUUUUAUAUCUGCAUCAGAAUUAGAAAGUCGCGAUAAGGAAAGCAAAAAUGAACAAAAAUCACUAUCUAAAGCUGAUAAAGAGACUAAAAGGAAAGCAAACUCUUUUAAAAGAGAUCCCUUAACGCAAACUAAGCUAAAAAACUUUUUCUCUUCAAAAACAUCACAAGAUUCUCCUAGUCUACCUUCAGAUGAUAGUGAAGAUGAUAGGGGACUUGUUAUAGCAGAAAAUGAUAGUCCGAAUCAUGGUGACUCUACGUUUAAGUUAGAAGAAAUUGACGAUUCUACGAAUGUUGAAGACAACGACAAAACCUUCAAACUAGACACAGUAGCUGAAGAUCACAAUUCCAGUGCAAAUACGAAAAAAAAAACUUUAUAUAUAAAUAUAACUUUACAGGGCGUACCUAAAAAUGAUUCAGAUAUUAAAAAUAACGUAGUUGAAGACAAGGAUAUAAAAAUCGAAAAAAUAAUUAAACAAGCGUCUUCCGAUAAACCAACUCCAAUAGCUAAAAGAAAAAUUAAAGCUCUUUUUGGUGAGUCAUCUGACAGCGAAAUCGAGGCAAAUGAUAUUAAAAAGCGUAAAAUUUCUAAAGACAAAUUCGUAGCUCAUCGGUCAGAGGAUAAGAAAACCGAAAAAUCAAAGACUGAAAGGUCUAAAAAAAAACAUAAACGUAAAAAGUCAACGAUAUUGCAUGAAAAUGAUGAAAAAAGCUCUGAAAAUAAUGACAGCACCGGUAAGGAUAGCGCUUUUGAAGAAACGCUUAUUCUAGAUGACACAACAAACUUAUGUACUGAAUCUCAAAUUAAUCAAAAUAAUAUUAAUAGUAAGUCAGAAGAAUACAUUGACUCACGCGAUUCAUUUGAUUCGAUAAAUGAGGAUACUAACUCAAAGGAUGUAAAUAGUGUAAAAUUUGUUGAUGAAAAGUCUAUAGUUAAAGCACACAAAUUGAGUUUGGAAGCAGAUAAGGUACUACAAGAGCUCAAACAUUUCUCGGAAAUAAAACCUGAACCGGAAAUAAAGGCACCAAUUAUUGUUGCUGCUGUUGAUGAUACUAAAGUAUGUGAAUCAAAAAGUACAGUCGUGAUAACAAAAUCUCCUACAAAACACGGAACUAAAGAAAAACAUGAACCAAAAGCAAGUAAUGAUUUAAAAUGUAUUAAAACGCACAUUAAACCAGAGAAAAAAGAACAUUCUAGAAAUAAGGAAAAAAGGGAUAAAGAUGUAUCUAAAAAAAGAGAUCACUCAAAACACAAAGAAAGAAAGGCCGAAAAGGUGGAUGUUGCCAGUUUAGUUGUUAAACUGUUAAUGCCAUAUUACAAGAAGAAAAAAAUUAGUAAUCGUGAUUUGUUUAAGAUUACUGCCCGGCACAUUGUUCACCAAUUGCUUGCAAUACAAGUAACUGAGGAAGCGGCAAUUAAUAUGAUAUUGAAAAAAACAUUCAGCAAAGUAACCAUUGAAAAAGAAAGUGAUUUAGAAGCAAAGUUAAAUUUAAGUAAUAAACCAUAAUUUAUUCAAUGUAUCCUGUUUAUAUUUAUUGUUAAGCACUGUCGUGCGGAAUUUAAUAUUAAUUAUUCUUGUAUGCUGUUCAAAUAAAAUGGCUAUUUUUAC
This is a messenger RNA of Nymphalis io (European peacock), 3727 nucleotides long. It is a transcript of the gene RecQ5, whose product is annotated as ATP-dependent DNA helicase Q5-like. Gene Ontology annotation, biological process: double-strand break repair via homologous recombination. The record is from RefSeq and is a predicted model, not a curated record. The coding region runs from base 170 to 3625 and encodes 1151 amino acids. Gene Ontology annotation, cellular component: cytoplasm; chromosome. The transcript has 11 exons. NCBI's taxonomy places the organism in Eukaryota, Metazoa, Arthropoda, Insecta, Lepidoptera, Nymphalidae. Gene Ontology annotation, molecular function: ATP binding; four-way junction helicase activity; 3'-5' DNA helicase activity.